Messenger RNA from Populus trichocarpa (black cottonwood), 1301 nucleotides. RefSeq lists its product as uncharacterized. The transcript has 4 exons. The record is from RefSeq and is a predicted model, not a curated record. Bases 521 to 952 code for a protein of 143 amino acids. Lineage: Eukaryota; Viridiplantae; Streptophyta; Magnoliopsida; Malpighiales; Salicaceae.
AUGCAUGGUAGUUUUCAUAUAUAGAGCCAGUAUAGGACAGGAGGAGAUAUAGUAUUUGUGUCGAUGUCUUGUUGUUUUCCCUGGGUUCUUCUACAACUUUACCGAAAGUUUGAAGUUGAUAAAUUAAAUGCAUGAAUCCUUAUACUUUUUGUAGUGUAGUAUCAAGCUUGUUUUGAUUCCAUUCAAUGGGUGUUCGAUGUGAUUCCAUGUUUUGACAGGAGCUUACUAUCGUUCAGUUCUUUCUGAUUUUCCUUUUCACUUUCUUUUUUUUAAUUUUCCCCCGCAUCUUUCUUUUCUGGAACCAAAACCAGCUGCCAUGAUAUCCCAUGAAACUCGUAAAAAUUAUAUAUAUAAAAAAAAAGAUAUUAAAAUUCUAGAUUAAUGGCACUGAGGCAACCGUGGCUGUCAAUUCAAUGGAUGGCAAGCGUAAUAAAAGAAAGAUAGAAAAUAUAUAAGGUUGAUAUUGGAGACUUGAGCAACAUAGACUGAAAUGGAGCAUUGAAAAAAACAAAAACGGGCAAUGAAGCACUCAAAGGAUCCAUUCGAGGCAGCGUAUGUGGAGCAAGAAGAAUCACCACCAGAAUCCCCAAUUGCCCAGGAUGAUUAUGACACUCAAACUUCUAACGUUGCUGCUACUCCUGCUGAUUCUCAGGGUGCUGUUGCUGUUUCUGUUGCUCAAGAUGAUGAUGACCUUGGCGGAGGAGGCAGCGAUUUUGUCCACCCCUCUGACAAUCCAUCUACUUCAAGGCCUAUGCUGGGCUCUGCAAGAAGGGAAAGAAUAAACAAGAUGAGGAGGAAGAGCAAGAUAACAUGGAUGUUGAGCUUUGGAAGUUGGCUUCUACUGCUGAUCCAGAUAAAAUGGCCAACAUGCAUUGUUGGUGAGCAUCACUUGAAGCCAGAAAAUUUAUUUACCGAUUGUGGUUUGUGGUAUUGCAAAAAUGUUUGUUGGUGAACUUGUUGAAACAGCUAGACUUGUAAUGAAGGAGAGGAAGGAAUCGGGGCCAACCAGGCCUUGCCACAGUAGAGAAGCAUAUAGAAGACUGAAGCUUGAAGGCAAAGUACCGAAGAGAUCAGUUACCAAGGCUCUUUCGGUAGAUGGAACCCAGGCGCAUAUUUGGUGGUUGCUUGCUCGAGGUUUCUGAAAUCGAACUGUUUACACGUUACACAUUACUUAAUCUUGCAUGCUAAUCUUGUUUUUAUGCAUUUGCAUAUAACCAACUGCUUACAAUGUGAUGCAUAUUGAUCAAAUAGCCUUGAGUUUAUUGGUGGAAAUAGUAUAGUUUGAAGAAUUGUUAGUGUCA